Messenger RNA from Apis laboriosa (Himalayan honeybee), 5879 nucleotides. RefSeq names its product anion exchange protein 2 (gene Ae2). Gene Ontology annotation, cellular component: plasma membrane. Gene Ontology annotation, biological process: bicarbonate transport; regulation of intracellular pH; transmembrane transport. The coding region runs from base 910 to 4818 and encodes 1302 amino acids. Gene Ontology annotation, molecular function: solute:inorganic anion antiporter activity; monoatomic anion transmembrane transporter activity. Lineage: Eukaryota; Metazoa; Arthropoda; Insecta; Hymenoptera; Apidae. The transcript has 13 exons. The record is from RefSeq and is a predicted model, not a curated record.
GUCCACCGGCCGGCGUUAAAGAAAGACCGAGUAACGUUUCCCCAGGGAAGUCGUAAACGACGUCCAGAGAGACUCGAACCGAGCAGUUCCGAACAGUCUGUCAGAGACGGUGCUUUCGCGAACACGAUUCUCGUGCGUCGCUUCGUAAACGUGUGUGUACCGGUUCAAAAAAAGUUGUUACACACAGCUUCUACUAGACCCCUGGCAACGCGUUGUCGCUUGAAAACAAUGACUGUACGUUCCAGUGGUUAGAAGUAACGAAGAAAUUACUGGCACAUAGCAUUCAAACCGUCUUUUUUUUUUGAUCGAGGCCAGACGGCCACACUAGCUCUAGGAACGGCUCGACGCGUAUCGAUCUCAUACAAGGCUAGCAGAACGGAGCUGCCAUCUCAGCGACUCCUCCACAUGUGGACAUCGCCGUCCCGACUCAGGAUCGGCCGAGCACCCAGGAAAAAGACGACACCUUAAGGUGAUAGCUGCUGCAGCAGCUACCGCGACCGGUGAACGAUGGAGAACACCAGGAGAAAGUUGUCUUUCCUUGGUUUUGGCAAGAGGGUAUCGGCAUGAGCUAACUUCCCUAGAUUGUAACUAGACUUCUGGAACUGCACUAAUUCAUCGUGAUGUCAAUCCCCAAGUUAGCAAUCAUCCCGGGAGAAGCGCACGAUCGAGCUGAAUCGAGAGAAAGGGUAACCUUCCAAAGGAUCCGUCUGCCCGCGACCAACGUAUGGGGUUGAUAUCGACCGUUCGAGAUACUUCCCUCGCCCCACCCCUUACAGUGCAUCCCCCACCAUCCUGCAGCUGCGUAUCUCACUCUAACCGCCGGUGGUAGCGCUACCCUCUCCGUCAGUUUGGAUUUUCGAGCUGUAAGCACGAGCCGAGCGAACGAGUGUCAUUUCGGCCCGGGAUGCCAUGCCCGAGGCCGCCGGUAAUUCCUCCGGGAAGUCGUUCCUUCAACGGGCGUCGAGCAAGGUUCUCCGUUGGUUACGCCGCUCCCUGCGGACGAGCCACCAGGUCGACGGUCAUGGCGCGGAAACGGGACCGGAACUCGACGAGGAGAUGGAGAAGGUUUUCGCAAUGGAUACCGGAGAGAAGUUCGACGUAGCCCGACUCGGUUCCCCUUCAGAAUCGGCUGGAUCCGAUCGAGAACGAGAACGCGGACCACCAUCGCGAUAUGGAGAUCGCGACUUCAAUCAGCAUCGAAAAAGAAGUUACCCCCAUCCGCACAUGCCCUUGAAAAGUCUUCAUUCCAGGUCUAUGCGACGACAUCUUUCACCCGAAGGAUCCACAGCGGAAGCCGGUCAAGAAGAGGAGAACGGACAGGUUGUAACAGGAAAUGGCGGUGGACAUGAACUGGACACGAUGGACAAUGGAUUGUCUCCGACGAGCAUGCAGAACGCCGAUGACGAGACCACGGAAGAAAUGGAGAAUGUUGUCAGCAGCGAGAGCGAGGCACCGAUUUCGGAAAGGGCUGCUUCCGGUUUCAGCGACAGCCCGACCGUUGGCAGCCCACGCGUGCAAUUCGAGAAGAUCAAAGAGGAGGAGGUGCACAGUUUCAAAAAGGACGAGGUAGCCAGUGCCGGUGCAUCCGCGAACCACGAUGAGGAUCGAAAGUGUCGAAGACAUCAAAAACACGAGCACAAAACCACUGGGCUAGGAGAACAUUGGCACGUUUUUAUAACAUUUUGUUAUAGAAGACAUCAUCACAAAUCGCGAAAAUACUCGCUCCAAGAGGAUCCACAAUGGAGAAAACGAUCGGGAGCUGGCCUCCCGGAUGGGCCGGGUGUGCUUGCAAGGCGAGUGAGCGUACAACCGGAAGAGGCAAGCACCCUUCAAGAACUGGACAUCGACGACCUGGAAUCGCACAGGAGCGACGAUCCGCGUGGUAUGAGGCGUCACAAGGCGGCUCAUUCGACGGUCCAGAUUGGCCGAAAGAAGGAAGGUGGCAUACCCCAUGACACCUUCAAAAAAAUGUACGACCAUUCUCCGCACGAGGUGUUCGUCCAAUUGGACGAACUGUAUGGGGUCGGUGAGGAAAGGGAGUGGAGAGAAACGGCUAGAUGGAUCAAAUACGAGGAAGACGUCGAGGAGGGAGCGGACAGAUGGGGCAGGCCCCACGUAGCUUCCUUGAGCUUCCAUUCCCUGUUGAAUCUCCGUAGAUGCCUCGAGACAGGUGUAGUUCUCCUCGAUCUCGAGGAAAAGGAUCUCCCUGGCCUGGUAUAUAGGGUGGUCGAGCAAAUGGUGAUCGAGGAGCUGAUUCUACCGGAGGACAGGCCGGUAGUGAUGAGGGCGCUGUUGCUUAGGCACAGGCACGUUCACGAUCACGAUCGUGGAUUCCGUUUCGGCGGGAAACGGAAUUACGCCAGCUACACGAGCUUGCAGUCCGUCUGUCUGGAGGAAGAGGACGCUGCGCGGGAAGCCUCUGAGAACCAUGUAACCCAACAUAAUCUAAACGACACGAAACCAAAAAUCGUGUCGUCGAACUUGGCCCUGGACAGCAAUCACACGGUGGUCGAUAUGAAGGAGGAAAUGACAUACACGAGCAGCAACGAGGAUCUGAAAAAGAGUCACAACGAUUACAUAUUGAAGAGGAUCCCGGCUGGCGCCGAGGCCACGGUUGUCCUGGUCGGUGCGGUCGAUUUUCUGGACCAACCUACGAUCGCAUUCGUCAGGCUUGCCGAGGGUGUGUUCAUUCCAUCGAUCACGGAAGUCACGAUACCAGUAAGAUUCAUGUUCACGUUGCUGGGGCCGAGGAACGCUGAUCUAGAUUAUCACGAAAUCGGUAGAUCGAUCGCCACCCUAAUGGCCAAUACGUCGUUCCAUAAAGUCGCUUACAAAGCGAACGAAAGACGAGAGCUUCUUUCCGCGAUCAAUGAGUUCCUGGAUGAUUCGAUUGUCCUGCCCCCUGGAGAUUGGGAGAGGCAGGCGUUGUUACCUUUCAGCGAGUUAAAGGCGAAGAGCGAGGCCAUCAGGAAACGGAAGGCCAAAGCGCUUGAAGAGAAGAGCAAACCCAUUCAAAGCGAGGCAGCUGUCAAGAAAGCUCUUCUUGCUGGCGAAGAAGAAAAGAAACCUCCCGACGACGAUGAUCCACUUCGAAGAACUAAACGUCCAUUUGGUGGUCUUAUCAAUGAUAUCAAAAGACGCUACCCUUUCUAUCUCUCCGAUUUCACCGAUGGUUUGAGUUCAUCUUGUCUAGCGGCAGCCAUUUUCAUGUACUUUGCUGCCCUCUGUACAGCCAUUACUUUUGGUGGCUUGAUGAGCGACAAAACGCAUAACGUCAUCGGCAUAUCCGAGACCCUAGUUUCUGGUUCCUGGACUGGAGUAGUGAUGGCUUUAUUUUCCACUCAACCUUUAGUCAUCAUUGGUACAACUGGCCCUUUAUUGCUCUUCGAUGAAAGUUUGUACAACUUCUGCCUGGCGAAUGAAUUGGAAUUCUUAACCGUGAGAGUUUACGUCGGAGCAUGGAUGGGAAUCAUAGCUCUAGCAAUCGCCUGUGUUGAGGGAUCCGUGUUGGUCAGACUAUUCACACGUUUCACCGAAGAAAUUUUCACAGGCUUAAUUUCCAUUCUUUAUAUCGUUGAAACGUUUAUCAAGCUGUACAAUUAUUUUGUGAAAAAUCCAUUGCUUGAUGAAUAUAGUUUUAUUCCUGAGACGAAUGAAACAUUUUACGAAGAGCCAUUAAAUGUUACAGAGAUCAACAUUGUUUCCCCAAAGACUGGUGAGACAAUUGGUAUUCCAUUGAGCGAACCUCAAACUUUGAUACCAGCGCAUAAUCCAGCUGGAAUAUUGAUAAAUCAACCGAACACCGCCCUUAUGUGUACCAUUUUAUGUCUUGGUACUUUUCUCGGUGCUUAUUAUUUGCGUAUUUUCCGUAACAGUCAUUACCUCGGACGAAGUGCCAGAAGAGCCUUUGGUGAUUUUGGCGUGCCCAUCAGUAUUGUUGUAUUUGCGUUGAUCGAUUAUCUGGCUAAAGUAAAAACGGAGAAAUUAUUGGUCCCGGAAGGUUUAACCCCGACUCUACCUGGUAGAAACUGGAUCGUAUCACCCGCUGGAGUGCAUAAACCUAUUCCUCUAUGGAUGGCUAUGGCUUGCAUCGUGCCAGCGUUGCUGGUUUAUAUUCUUGUUUUUAUGGAAACUCAAAUCUCUGAGUUAAUCAUCGAUAAAAAAGAACGAAAAUUACGAAAAGGUAACGGCUAUCACAUGGAUAUAGUAGUAGUGUGUUUAAUGAAUGUCGGUUGUGGUUUAAUGGGCGCUCCUUGGUGUUGCGCCGCCUCCGUUCGAUCAUUAACACACGUCUCGGCGGUGACAGUUAUGUCUCGUACUCAUGCACCUGGAGAUAAACCGCACAUUGUCGAAGUAAAGGAGCAGAGAGUGAGCGCUCUAUUAGUUGCCGUGUUGAUUGGCGUAAGUGUGUUAAUGGCGCCACUUUUACGACGCGUACCAAUGUCCGUCCUUUUGGGAGUGUUUCUCUACAUGGGUAUCUCUUCAACGAACGGCGUCCAACUGUUCGAUCGUGUGAAGCUGUUUUUCAUGCCAGUGAAACACCAUGGCACGGCUAAUUACGUACGACGUGUACAAACAUACAAAAUGCACAUCUUCACCCUCAUACAAAUUUUGUGCCUGGCUAUACUGUGGAUUGUGAAAAGUACCAGGGCAGCCUUGGCACUUCCGUUCUUCCUGAUUCUUAUGAUACCUUUACGAGGUCAGAUGAACCACUUUUUUACUGCGGCAGAGCUACGGGCACUCGAUAGCAAAGGAUCGGAACACGAGAGUACCGAGGAUGAACCAGAUUUUUACGAGGAAGCUCCGUUACCUGGUUAGAUAGUGCCUUAUUCGACUUGUCCGAAAAAUACCUCUCCUCUCUUCUCUUCCUACAUUGUUUUCUUCCCUAACUUCUUUUUUCAUUUUUUUUUCUUUUUUUUUUUUUUUGUUUUCAAAGAAUCACGCUUUCUCCGUUACUUAUUAUUCUUAUCAUAUAUCAAAGCGAUUCUAUAAUAUUAGCGCAAAUUCUUGAGAAAAGAUCUCUAUUUUCAUGAAAGAGCAAAUAUGUAUACCAAUGAAUUAAGAGAGGAUAAUGAAUUAAGGACGUAGAUAAGGGAUAAAUAAAAGGAUUUUGAUUCUCAACGGUGGUGUUAACUCGUUAAAUUCGUAAAAAUUAUUUUGUACUACAAAAUUUGUAAAUAAUCAAUAAUGACAUUAGAACAAGAUGAAAUGAGAAAAUGUAUUUUAUUGUGCAUAUAUUGAAUACAUGUAGGUAUUUGAAUUAUUACAUUUUAUUAAAUUAAACAUAUAUAUAUAUAUAUUAAAAGUUACUAUUUGAAUUUAACAAGACUUACAGACUGAUUGAAAUUAUGAUAAUUUUUUCAUAGAAAAUAAUUUAUUAUAAUAAAAUAAAAUAAAAUAUUCAAUACCUACAUUUUAUCUGAUAUAUUCAUAAUCAAAACUUAAAAUUCGUUUCAUCUAUUUUCGAUUUGAUGGGAUAAAAAGGUGCCUCUAGAGAACGGUGAUGAACGACACAUUGCUCAGGAAAAAAUAUAGGCGUAAAGGCACGAGAUAUGAGAGUGCCAAACGGUCAUAAAUUACAAAAUGGUGCUGGUCCGUCUAUAUAGAGAAAUAAUGUAGACGAAUUGAAAACUAAAUCUUUUAUAAGAAAAUUGUCCGAAUAGUUAUCAUUAGCUGUUCUCAUCAAUUAAUAUUAUAAAUCUAGUUUCUUUGGGACCGUGUAACUCAUUUAGUGCGAAGAAUUACAAUCAUUUAGCAAUAUUCAAUAAAUGUGUGUUUUAACAUUAUUUUCUUAGAUGAAAAUAAUAUUUUAUAAAUAUCUCAAAAUUGAACUUAAAUUUUACAAAACUAAAUAAUAACAGAUUCCAUUAUAUUUUCGA